AUGGCUGAACAAGACGAUGAGAUUUUUGAAUUACGAUCGAGGAAUAACUCUUCAUCCCGAUCACUACGUAAUCGAAACAGAGACAACAACCCUACUUUCAGUUUCUCUUCUGACUCAGAAGAUGAAACACCACUGGAUGAGACAGACCAACCAAAAUCUGUUUCUUUUCCUAAAGAAACUAGAAAUAACUCCAAUUUGCUGCAGAGUGAUCCGAAAUAUGACACGAUCCAAUCCAACGUGAGUCGAGAAUCAUCGUCAGCCAUGCUUGGUUGCUAUGAUAUGUGGAUAAACGGAGAUAUUCAGUUUGUGGUGGUUGGUGGCAACGUUGAUUCUAAGGCUAAGGAAGAUACAGGGGGUCCAAAGGUUUAA
Molecule: messenger RNA, 369 nt
Organism: Lottia gigantea (owl limpet)
Lineage: Eukaryota; Metazoa; Mollusca; Gastropoda; Lottiidae
Exons: 3
Coding region: 1-369 (122 amino acids)
Source: RefSeq, a predicted model, not a curated record